GUCACGGCCCCGCUUCCUGUAGUUUGAGCCCUUGGUUGCUUUCUGGCCGGCGGGACACGAACAUUCAGUGAAUAACUGGGGAUCCGCUGCAGAAGCUGGUGAGCGGCCAUAGGUACAGCCGGAAUGUAGGUACAUAUUUUGUAGAUAGAGGCACGUUAAGUACCGGGAGGGAGGUGCACGUCCUGGAGCAGACGAAGAUAAUGAUCCUGCGGCUGUUAGUUCACUUGAAAAGAGUUGAAAGGGCUGGAGGCAUUGAAUAGAAUGUUGUGCGUCAACCAUGUUUCUUUCGGGGUUUAGGUCUAAUGGAGACUGUGUCAAAUACAAGAAUUGGGUUCAGUGUAGACCCAGAACUAUUGCAAGUGGCCACUAAGAACGGGGGCAAUGCAGGAGGACCCAAACGUGUUUCUCUCAUUGAAUCUUGAGUAUCUGUCUGGCUCACCUGGGUUUCCUGUGCAGCAUCUGCUUGGCUUGGGAUUCCAUGGGAAGCUGUAAUAAACAAACAAACCCCAAAUAUCCCCAAAAUAUGGGACUUUGUUAUACAGUUCUUGACUAAGAUGGAUUAAUGACUAUUUGACACAGCUGACAUGCUCCGAGUGCUCACUUCCCCUUGGGCUCUUACUGGACAGACUUCCUUAUAGGGAUACUGAAACCUAGGAUUCAGGAUGUCCGACCCAAGUUUUUGGACAGCAUUCCAGGGUUGCAAGAGACGCCUAGCAAAAGGGGCCUUACUGCAGCGAUCGAAAAGCUGUAGGAGCAGCAACAGGAAGAGUCUGGUGGUGGGUUCCCCGUCACCUACACUGUCCCGCCCUCUGUCUCCACUCUCGGUGCCUACAGGAAGCAGUCCUUUGGAAAGCCCAAGAAAUUUUUCCACAAGUGCAUCUGUUAACUUCCCUUUUGCCCGCAGUCAUGGCCCUCGUGCAGACAGAGCUGAUGGCCGCAGAUGGUCCCUUGCUUCCCUUCCAUCUUCUGGAUAUGGAACGAACACUCCAAGUUCCACUCCAUCGUCUUCCUCUUCUUCCCAGGAAAGGCUGCACCAGCUUCCAUUUCAGCCCACUGCAGAUGAGCUUCAUUUCCUUUCCAAGCACUUCCGAAGUACAGAGAGUGUCACAGAUGAGGAUGGAAGGCGUUCUCCAUGCAUGCGCGCCCGCUCACGUAGCCUCAGCCCUGGUCGUGCAUCAUCAAACUUUGACAAUGAGAUUAUUAUGAUGAACCAUGUUUACAAAGAAAGAUUCCCAAAAGCUACAGCACAGAUGGAAGAACGGUUGCAAGACAUCAUCAGAUAUUUUUGCCCUAGCCAAACACUACCACUGGCUGAUGGUGUUUUAGGCUUCAUUCACCACCAGAUUAUCGAACUGGCUCGGGAUUGUCUGGACAAAUCUACGGGGGCACUGAUCACCUCUCGUUACUUUCUGGAGCUGCAAGAGAAAAUAGAAAAAAUGCUGCAAGAUGCACACAAUCGUUCAGAGAGUGAAGAAGUUAUGUUUGUUAACCAUCUGGCAAGGAAGUUACUGAUGGUCAUAGCUCGCCCAGCAAGGCUACUGGAAUGUUUGGAGUUUGAUCCAGAACAGUUUUAUCAUCUUCUGGAAGCUGCAGAAGGUCAGGCCAAGGUUGGCCAGGGAAUAAAGACUGACAUCCCUCGUUAUAUAAUCAGCCAACUUGGUCUCACAAAGGAUCCAUUAGAGGAGAUAGUUCAGCUGGAUCAUUAUGAUACAGAAUCCUCCCUGCAAUUACACCAAGAGGAUUAUCAAGAUCCAUAUAUUCCAAGUACUCCUUCACGAAAAAAACCUUGUGAGAGUGACUUUGAAACCAUUAAACUGAUUAGCAAUGGAGCUUAUGGUGCUGUGUAUCUAGUCAGGCACAAGGAGAUGCGACAAUGUUUUGCCAUGAAGAAGAUAAACAAGCAGAAUCUCAUACUGCGCAAUCAAAUUCAUCAAGUGUUUGUGGAGAGAGACAUCCUAACCUUUGCAGAGAAUCCUUUUGUAGUCAGCAUGUUCUGUUCAUUUGAGACACGGCGACACCUCUGUAUGGUGAUGGAGUAUGUAGAAGGAGGAGACUGUGCUACGAUACUGAAGAACAUGGGUCCGCUGCCAGUUGAUAUGAGCCAGAUGUAUUUUGCUGAAACUGUCCUGGCUCUAGAAUAUCUACACAACUAUGGGAUAGUUCACAGAGACCUUAAACCUGACAAUUUGCUGAUUACAUCAUUAGGACACAUCAAGCUGACAGACUUUGGACUUUCCAAAAUUGGCCUUAUGAACAUGACUACGAAUUUGUAUGAAGGGCAUAUCGAGAAGGACACAAGGGAGUUUCUAGACAAACAAGUGUGUGGGACCCCUGAGUACAUCGCACCUGAGGUUAUCCUACGGCAGGGAUAUGGAAAGCCUGUAGACUGGUGGGCCAUGGGCAUCAUUCUAUAUGAGUUUCUUGUUGGCUGUGUACCAUUCUUUGGAGACACAACGGAAGAAUUGUUUGGACAAGUGAUCAGUGAUGACAUAAUCUGGCCAGGAGGAGAGGAAGCACUUCCUACCGAUGCCCAAGAUCUAAUUAUCCGGCUGCUACGCCAAAACCCGCUGGAACGUAUAGGGACAGGUGGGGCUCAAGAAGUGAAACAGCAUCUGUUCUUCCUAUCGUUGGACUGGAAUGGACUUCUAAGGCAGAAAGCAGAGUUUGUUCCCCAGUUGGACGCAGAUGAUGACACUAGUUAUUUUGACACUCGAUCAGAACGGUAUCAUCAUUUAGCUUCGGAGGAAGAUGAGGAAACAAAUGAUGAUGAGUCCUCGGUGGAAAUCAGGCAAUUUUCUUCUUGCUCCAAUCGUUUCAGCAAGGUAUAUAGCAGUUCUGAGCAUUUAGCAGCACAGCUCAACCUGAGUUUUUCUUCCACUGAACGAAGUCACAGUGACGAAAAGGAAGAGCACAGUGACAGGUGGGAGAGGGCAAUGUCCAUUGAAGAAGAAAAAAAUAGACUAGGAGCUGAAACCAGGUUAAGGUCCUGGACAUCAUCUGGUUCCUCCCCUCAUUCCUGGCUAAGUGAGAGAAGCCCCAGCCCUAAAGUUCUCACCAGCACCUGCAGUCUGGAUACCAUGCCCAAGUUUGCCUUUUCCUCUGAAGAGGAGUCUUCUGAUCACAAACCUGAAAGGCCAACUUUUACUUCAGAAGAAAUUAAAGGAACUCCUCCAAAGCCUACUUCCUUUUGUGCAGAUAUUGUCAGUCUAAGCAGAACCCGCCUACGAAGCAACAGCACUGGGGCUAAAAAAUCUACUCCUUGGCCUCUGGAAGCAGGUGUCAGCCGCCAGCUAUGUAAGCAAAGAGAGACACCUGAAAAACAUAGUUCUUCCACAGGGAGCAGAGUCCCCAAAUCUGCCUCUGUCUCUGCCCUGUCUCUAAUAAUUGCCUCAGAUGAUUUUGGUAGUGGAUCACUUGCAAGCCCUAUCUCUCCACGUUCUUUAUCUUCUAAUCCAUCCUCAAGAGACUCCUCACCCACCCGUGAGUCUUCUGUUGCAGUAUCCAGCUUACGACCUCCCAUAAUUAUCCACAGCUCAGGAAGAAAGUAUGGCUUUACCCUACGAGCCAUAAGAGUCUACAUGGGAGAGAGUGAUGUUUAUACUGUACACCAUAUGGUUUGGAACGUAGAAGAUGGAAGUCCAGCCCAUGAGGCAGACCUUAAAGCUGGUGACCUCAUCACACACGUGAACGGCGAGUCUGUUCUUGGACUUGUGCACAUGGAUGUAGUUAAACUGCUGUUAAAGAGUGGCAGCAAAGUCUCCCUAAGGACAACUCCUCUUGAAAACACCUCCAUAAAAAUUGGGCCUGCUAGGAAAAACAGUUGCAAGGGCCGCAUGGCUAGGAGGACAAAGAAGAGCAGAAAAAGGGAGAGCCAAGACAGAAAGCGUUCUCUGUUCAAGAAAAUCUCCAAGCAGUCCACAGUGCUACAAACCAGUAGGAGCUUCUCAUCUGGGCUUCACCAAUCUUUGUCUUCCAGUGAGAGCCUCCCAGCCUCUCCCACUAACAGUUUGUCUCCAGGUCCUACCACUCCAAGUCGUAGCCCUGUCCCUGAUGCGGCAGAUGAUGCCACUUCACCACAGAGCACUUCACCCUGCUCCAGUACACCAAGCUCACCUGCAGGACACAUUCGACCAAGCUCCCUUCAGUGCCUAACCCCCAAACACAGUGGCCAACGCUACAAAGUUGGACGCAGGAAAUCUACUAGCAGCAUCCCACCUUCUCCCUUGGCUUGUACACCUUCACCUGUUCCACAGCCUCCCUCCUCCUCUCAGCGCUCUUCUUCCCCACUUUUACCUAGUCAUCCUAGGAGUGGACAUUGUGGCCUCCAGAGCAAGACUUUGUCACCUCCGACCAUAGUCAGACAAAGUGCUCGAAAUCGAGCAACAGAGACACCCAGGUCGCCUUUACUAAAGAGAGUGCAGUCUGUGGAAAAGAUGGCAGCAUAUUUGUCCAGUGGUCGUAAGGUAAGCCCAGUUGAUAUCCAGCACUGGGAGGACACAGUGGAUGGAUUAGAGGGUAUGUCAGAAUCCAGGAACAGGGAUUGGGGCGCAGAGAAACAUGAGCAUGACCCAGAGGUGGUGGUCAUGAGAAGGCUUAAUCUCUCAGAGAGACGGGACUCCUUCAAGAAGCAAGAAGCUGUGCAAGAAGUUAGUUUUGAUGAACCAGACACAGGAACUGUUGAGUUGGCACUUGAGGACAAAAAGUCAGGUAGGUGCUCAGGGCUGUGGGAACAAUUGCCCUACCAGACUUCCUGGAUACAAGCCCGGACAGGAAUAUCAACAUCUGUAACAACAGAGCAGGAGACUUCAUGUUGUCUUGUGCCUCAAAUAGCUGUACAGACCUCUGAGAGUGAUGAGCAAGAAAAGAGCCAAGGAUUUUACCCCUUACAGUUGCCAAGCAAGGACAAAUGUCCACAUGUAACUUUGCUGUCACAACCCACAGGUGCCAGUUCAGAUAGAAGCCAACUCGAAUCCGAAAAAGUUAGUGAAUGCCUGGCUCCCUUUGCAUUAUCAUCCAAACGUCACUCAAAAAAAUCUAGCUGAGCCUUACCUGCAAAAAAUUUUUUUAUGAAGGAACACCCAAUGGUGAAAGACAAGUGCAGGGAGGGGACUGAUAAAAUUGCAAAUGUUGUGCCAGUCAAAAACCCUAAGGAGCAUCUAGAGACCAAAUACACCCUUGCCUUCUAUGAAGUUUAUUUCCCCUCCUGGCCUUUUCAAUGUUCAUUAAUGGAAACAUGCUAGUUUCCCAUUAAUGCCCAGUUUUUGCAGCAAAUGCCCCCAUCACAAUUGCUGCCAGCGUUAGUGGAUGGUGGAAAGAAUUACUCAUAAAAGAGACCAAUGCCUAGAAAAGGAAGUUUGGUUUUUGCUCCCCUUCCCUUUGUGCCCCCUUUUUUUUUAACUCAUUUAAUGUAGGGUAUGUUUUAAACUUUAUUUUCCUGGAACGCUGCCAUUUUGAAGAAUUAUAUAUAUAUAUAUAUAUAUAUAUAUAUAUAUAUAUAUAGAUGUUAUUAUAUAUACCCCUUUAAAAGAAAAGAAGUCACUCUGUUUUAAAUAUUUUACUGCUCAUACAAGCUACAUUAUUCACUUUGGCUUACAAGUGAUGGAUGUGCAGCAAAUUAAUAAUGUAUUCAGCCGGUAUGACUUAAUUAAUUCAUAAUUUUUAACAUUCCGAUCACAAUUCUGUCAGCAAAGUCAUGUUAAGUAUAAUCCUAGCUGCUCUAGUACACUACUGUACAGUCCCCAUCUAAUUAUUCAAGGAAAAAGGUUUUAUCAUUUCUAGACAGCCAUUCCUGUGGUUGAAUUAUGUAUUUGCUAUUAUUAGUAAAAGAAUACUAUUUGCAGAGCGUCCAUGAUUUUCCAAGAGUUAAACAUAUCCUUUACCAACAACUGUUGAGGCUGGAUAUAAAAUUCUACUUACAGUAUAUAUACAUUUUAUACAUAGAAACUUUUUAGACAUUCCUCAAAACCUAAUGGUUUUCUAGAAUUUUUUUUUUCUUUUUGCAGAUUUGAAUUCCACGCCCUGCCACUUUUCUGUCUGAAUAAGUGCAGUAAUACUAUACAUUAAAAAAUAAACAAGAAAUGUAAUACAUCAGAAAAAAACUAAUAGUCAGUGAAAAGAGAGAUUAUGAUUUUUUUUUUUAAAAGGAUUGUAGAAUUUGGUUUUGUUUCUUCGGUUUGAAUUUGAUUAUUCUUAAAAAAAAAAAAAAAAAGUCCAGAAAACUAAGGACUAGAA
This is a messenger RNA of Xenopus laevis (African clawed frog), 6231 nucleotides long. RefSeq names its product microtubule-associated serine/threonine-protein kinase 3-like (gene mast3.S). The record is from RefSeq and is a predicted model, not a curated record. Gene Ontology annotation, molecular function: protein serine/threonine kinase activity; kinase activity; ATP binding. The coding region runs from base 663 to 5042 and encodes 1459 amino acids. NCBI's taxonomy places the organism in Eukaryota, Metazoa, Chordata, Amphibia, Anura, Pipidae. The transcript is spliced from 27 exons. Gene Ontology annotation, biological process: cytoskeleton organization; intracellular signal transduction. Gene Ontology annotation, cellular component: cytoplasm.